GUUAUCUCCUACCAAGAUAAUCUUAAAACGUGAACGUGAUUGAUUUCACCUAAAUUAAGGAAGUAAGAAAUUCAUUCUGUAUAUCGUUAUCGAUAGGUUUUCUAAAAUGUCAUUAUCUUCGGAAGACAGAUUGAGCAAAAAGCCGUCGUUGUUCCUGCAAUUCGUGGCAGACCGAGCGGACUCCUCUCUGGGUGCUAGCGACGUGGAUCUGGACGAUAUAGGUCUAGACUAUGGGAGCUUAGAAGAUUACGAGAAACACUUGCAUGUCAUCGUCGAUCGUUUUAAGAGUCUGGGCGAAGUCACCUCUGCACUAAAACGACUGAAAGUGGAACCAUGUGGACUGAUAUUUGGCAUUGACUACACUUUGAGCAACAAGGUAUCUGGCAUGAACACAUUCCAUGGACUGAGUCUACAUGACACUACCAGCAAAAAGACCAACCCGUACCAGGAGGUGAUCUGUAUCCUGGGAGAGACGCUAGAACCGUUAGAUGACGAUGGAAUUAUACCAGCGUACGGCUUCGGAGAUAGGAUUGUAAAAGACAAGGGCAUAUUUCCCCUCAAGGCAAAUGGAGACUGCGAUGGUUUCAUGGAAGUUCUUGAAGUCUACAACGUUGUAACGCCUAAAAUUCAGCUUGGUGGUCCAACAAACUUUGCCCCUCUCAUUGACGAGGCUGUUAGAAUUGUUAAGGAAAAGAAGCAGUACCAUAUUCUGGUGAUCGUUGCUGACGGUCAGGUGACCAACGAAGAGGACACGGUGAGGGCAAUCAUAGAGGCCUCAGAGUAUCCACUGUCCAUCGUGGUCAUCGGGGUAGGCGACGGACCGUGGGAUGUCAUGAACGACUUUGAUGAUAAAUUGCCAGAACGAAGAUUUGACAACUUUCAGUUUGUGGAUUUCCACAAGGUAAAGAGUGAAGCACGUAAUCCUCAACCAGCGGUUGCUCUUGCAGCUCUAAUGGAGAUACCGGAUCAGUUCCAAUAUAUCAGGGACAACGGGCUCGUGGAAAGGCUUUAACAUAGUUCAUGCUGGCUGGCUUGGCGAAAACAAUUUAUUGUUAAAUAAGUGGCGAUCUGUUCGCUUACCGUCAUAAUUACAUGUUUAAAAAUAGAUUUUAAUUUAUUUUGCUUAUUGGCCUGUUAAUACUUUAAUUGUUUUAUAUAUCUUAGACUAUACUGUACUUGUUAAAAUAAUUAUGUUGUAUACAUGUGUGUUUCAUACAAUAUAAUACAGUUUAUACAGCGUCUGACUAGUAGAUGAAGACGUAAACUUGAUUGACGUCUUCGAUUUGCAUUACAUGCACACUUGCUUACAAACACGGCAUAAUAGCUACUCAUUAAUAUUUUAAUUUAAUGGUUAUAUGAAUUCACCCAAACGCAAUCUUUAUUGGUUAAUUGUUUUAAAACAUGUUUAAGUUUUGCAAUUAUAAAAUGUACGAGGACAUAGACACAAUUGUGUGGUUAGCAGUGCAAGAUUUAUUUUUAUAUCUCUUACGGUUAUUAAAAAAUGUGUCUGCUG
Messenger RNA from Dreissena polymorpha, 1513 nucleotides. Its product is annotated as copine family protein 1-like. The transcript is spliced from 7 exons. NCBI's taxonomy places the organism in Eukaryota, Metazoa, Mollusca, Bivalvia, Myida, Dreissenidae. The record is from RefSeq and is a predicted model, not a curated record. The coding region runs from base 107 to 1012 and encodes 301 amino acids.